Molecule: messenger RNA, 2747 nt
Organism: Ceratina calcarata
Lineage: Eukaryota; Metazoa; Arthropoda; Insecta; Hymenoptera; Apidae
Gene: Rip11
Product: Rab11 interacting protein
Exons: 6
Coding region: 623-2209 (528 amino acids)
Biological process (GO): regulated exocytosis
Cellular component (GO): intracellular membrane-bounded organelle
Molecular function (GO): small GTPase binding
Source: RefSeq, a predicted model, not a curated record
UGCGCGAACAUAACGUUUAUAAUCGAACUGGUCUUCGCGGCGAUACCGCGUCUCUCGAUAGAUCCUGAUAGAUCAUUGAACACUCGACAUCUCGUGUGACCCUGAAUUCGCUUGGACAUCGAUGGUAUCGAAAGAUAUUUCGGAAAACGACGCGUUAUUUAACAAGUCGAAUGUAAAUAACGCGCGACGAUGCGGGGCUCCAAGCGCACGACGUUCGCGUACGAUCCUGAUGCGCACAACGGAAAGCGCAAUAGCGGGCGUGAUGCGUGAUCCAGAGUGAUCGCGAUCGCGAUGGUGUGAUGCACAAGGUGGGACGUAGCGUAGCGGUUGUUCGAAGUUCGUUCAAACACCAGUCGAACCGAGUCGAGUCAAGUAUGCGUAGUCGUCGACGUUGACGUCUACUUAUAUCGCAUAGCGACCGAGAGUACUAGUUCGUCGGCUGAGUACAAUCCCGAGGAUCGAGACGUGGAACGUAACGUCGCGUAUAAUGCCAGUAACCGGCGGCGUCGAGACAGUUGCUAUCGUGUAAGUCGUCCCGUUACGUGCACCACGUACUCGCGUAGAAAGAACCAGCGACAGAUGAAUAUUCGCAGCUCGUAAAACGAGCGGAGAACCGAGAAAAAUGUGGAGUCCGACGCAUGUUCAAGUGACGGUUCAGAGGGCGAGGAAUUUGUUGACGAAAGGGAAACACAAGACGAACGACUGCUUCGUGACAAUCGCGCUCGGGAAGGAGAAGUAUCAAACGUCCGUGAAGGAGAAAGCUUUAAGGGACGUGGAAUGGCACGAGGAAUGCGAAUUGCUCAUCCCGGAGCAGGGUAACACCGCGGCGAUCGUCCUCACGGCUCUUCAUCGAAACUUUCUGGGUGUCGAUGAAUUUCUCGGUACCGUCAGCAUACCCCUGUCAAGCUUCGACGUCUACGAGAGACCCAGAAACAGAUGGUACACGCUAGGGAGCAAGCCAGGCAAGGAGAAGACGAAGGAGAGAGGCGAGCUCGAGGUGAAGAUAGGUUUCAUCGUGAAAGCCGGCAGCCUGACCGAUUUGAGCCACAAGGAACGGCACAAGAGCUCUCUGGGUCAGUUGUCCACGGCGGCUCACGCUAUCGGCGGCAGUUUGCUUAGUAUAAGCAGCUUUGAGAAGCGAAAGGGUCUGAGGAAAUUGGCAAAGUCGAUCGGGAAUCGCGUGAAGGGAAAGAGUAAGAACAAUCUGGACGCGAGAGAUGAUUUGGACGAAAAAGAGGAACAUAAAUUUCGAAGCAGGCAAGAACCUGGCGAAGCCGACCCGGGGGUCAUCAGCGAAGACGAAGAUGAAUUUACGUUCGAUGAUUUAUCCCAUAAGAGUUCAGCGUCGUCACUGAACGCUCCCGCGGUUGGCGUUGGCAACGGCGACAGUGUAGUUUCGGUAGCCUCGAGUACAUCCUCUGGUAAUAAUUUCGAGGCGCAUCAUCAUCCGCCAGCGCCGGCGAAUACAGCGCCCAACAAGCCACCGCGAUUCUCUAUGAGCUUCUCUACCACUGCCUUGUCCAAAGUAGACAGCAUUAAGGACGACGAAUGGGGCUUGAAAUUGUAUGGCAAACAAGUCAACAACAACGUCAAGCGAUGGGAGAAUAAACCGAGUCCAAAAAUUGUAAUAGACGAGCCGAAAGACGAACGUCGCGAACUAUCGCCGGUGAGCUCUCCUUCCGCGACUUUGAACCGUCGGGAAGCUUCAGAAUCGCCGACACCCGCGCCGCGCGAAGUUCUGCAAGUGCGGAACAGAAACGAGGAGAAACCUACGCCGAAUAAAAAUAUAAAAGACGAGAAAGUCAAGGAGAAGAAGGAAGACAAGAACGUCAUUGCCUGGAGCCCCAAAGAUGAGAAGCAACGAAAGGACAAGCGGAAGGACAAGGAGAACAAAUUGAAGGAAUUUAACGACGAGAACAAUUCGUCUUCGGAAAGGAUCAUCAUCGGAGGUGAGGAUGCUGUCAAAACAACGCUGGUGAAGAGUCGCCUACCGCAUGAAGUUCUCACCCAGUUCGAAGGAAAAUCGAGAGAGGAUCUGAUAGAGCUGACGUUGCAAUUGCAAGCUGACGUAGCGGAUAAGAAUAAACGUCUACACGAUUUGGAGGAUUAUAUAGACGCGUUGUUACUGCGAGUGAUCGAAUGUUCGCCGCGUUUGCUGCAGAACCCGUACACAGCGCAGAGACGCUUGUCGUCGCCUGGGCAUCAGUAAAUACAUCGUGAUCAAUCGGUCUCUCGAUAUUCCCUGACGCGGGCGUUCAGAUUUGAAUGCACCGUUCGGUUUGGAGUAAUCAGCGAUUGUCCCACUCGUACGUUUGUCUUACUUUUAAUGCGCGUGCUUUAAAUUAUUUACGAUUAAUGAUUAGAGAUACUGGAUACCGAUUUCCAUUGACGUCGCUACUUCGAGCGUAUAAAUUUCUUCUGUUGGAGUUUGUUUUUAAUUCUUAGUUUUCGCUUCCUCUUUUUUGUUGUCGUUUCAAUAAGGAGUUUUACCGAAGUUUAUACAGGCGUAUGCGUAUUGCACUUUAAACAACAGUGGUAUAUUUGUGCCAACUCGGAAAAUGCGGAAUGGAGGAAACUCUAUUGGUCUUCCUUGAGAUGAAUGAUUUAAAAGAAACGAUGUUUUCCGUCCAAAGUAUGAUCCCAACGUAGUAAAACAUUUAUAUUUUUAAAUAUUUAUAUGACAGCUUGUCUGACCGACCUAACUAUAUGUAUUAUAUUUUCGCAAAUAUAUUUCAUACGAAAAGUGA